AUUUCAUGUUGGGAAAGAAUGCCAAGGUACGGUGUGGUAACGUACAAAAGUCGAAAGAAGUCAAACAAUACUAGUGCUCAAACACAAUUCGAUCUUGCUUUGGCGGCAAGAAAUAAACCAAAUGCAGAGUCUGAAGGGUGUAAUAGUAAUAAAAGUGGCUCAAGGAAGACAAUGAAUAGUGAGAAGAAGGAUAAACGACAGAAUGCAUCUUCUGAUGCAAGCAAAAAGAGAAAAUUGAACCCUCUUUUGGAAGAUGAAUUAUUUGGAUUUAAUGGAAGUGACUCUGAAAUUGGGCUAUCAAUAAAACGGAGCAAGUCCCCCUCUAAAACAAGGCUUCUCCCAAAACAAAACUCUCCAACGAAAGCAGACUUAACUGUUGAAAUUAGUUCACCAUUCGGAACAACUCCAGGUUCACCAUUUAAAAGCAGGUCACCUUUGAAAUCAACAGUAAAGUCAAAGGACUCUCCAUUAAAAAAGGAGGGAAAAUUGGUUACAUUUAAACAUAAAAACACAGAUGAUAAAGAAUGUCAACAUUCAAAAGAUCCAGUUGAUAUGAUGGAAAAGGAUGGCUGCUCUGUUGAGGAAAAGAAGAAACAGUCACCAUUCAAACGUUUUCUAAAGAACAAUGUGGUCUCUUUAACGCCAAAAAAGCAGGAAAGAUUUGACCGAAGAUUCUCAGCUUUGCCAACAAACAGUGUACAAUGUGACAAGGAACAGUUGAAGGAUAGUCAAAAGAUAACCAAAGCAUCUUCAUGGCCUAUUGAGGCAUCCUCAUCAUCAUCAAGAGUCAGAGUUAAUCGUGAGGAGAAAAAGUUAUUUACUGUUGUUCGAAAUGUGAAGCAUAAGUAUGCUUGUUUAGAAGAUGGAGAAACUCAACAGUUUUUUGAUGAUGUGGAGUUUGCUCUUGAUGGUUUAAGAAAAGAUUUGUCAUUGGGUGCACGUUGCACAAGUGCUCUAGAUCUUGCAGUGCAGUGUUCUACUCCAUCAUUUCGUGCAAGUCUUCGUGCUCAUGGUUUCAUAUCAAAAAUAUUCGAGUGCUUGCAAGAUGCCCCGACAAAUAAGACUUUGGCACUUUGUUCGUCUUGUGUAUUGUUCAUGAUCACAAGGGAUCGCUUGUGUGUGGAUUUUGAUCAUUCAAUUUUAGAAUUACUUCUGAAGUUGUUAUGUAUUGGGACACAAAGUCAAAAGUCAGAAAUGAAUGUGAAGAAGAAUUUGCAUGAAGAAAUGGUUAAAAAGACAAGGGAAAUACUCAUACAACUCUCAGAAUCUCAUACAAUGUUCCUUGAUAUGGAAAAUUUAUCAUCAGCAUCACUUGCUCGGGAGUCAUUGCUGUCUUUGACAUCACAGAGAACUGGAGAAUGGUUCAAAGAAGGUGUGAGAAAGUUGGGAGGACUGGAUUACAUUGUUGAUUUAGUCUCGACAUCUGUUGUUAAUAUAAAAGACAAUACUGCAGAACUUAUCAAACACGACAAAGAAAUUGAAAGCAUCAAGAGAUGUUUGAAACUUAUAGAAAAUGUUACACUUCAUGACAGGGCGAAUCAAAUUUAUUUGGUCUCGUGUCGGAAGUCAUCCUUGGUUGUUGCAUUGUCCAGACUAUUGAGAGUAUGUAUCCAAAGUAUAAUUGAGGAUCAUCUUGUACCAGAAUCUAUCUUCUUUAAAAUGACCUUAGACUGUGUGAAGAGCAUAAUGCGAGUAUAUUUGAAUCUUACUCACGACAAUGAUGGUGAAAGUGAGACCAUUGGUCAACAAGCAAGUCUGAUCCCAACAUUAUUGUUAUGUGUUUUGCAGGUUCCACAGUUUGUUUCAGCUGAGGAGCAAUUUGACAUUUUGGUCUUGGCAUUGGGUCUAUUGAUCAAUCUGAUGGAACAUAGCAAACAAAAUAUCGCCUCACUGGUUGUUUUAAAGACUCGGCUGUCUUAUGAGGACUCACAAAACAGUUUGGACUCCAUUGAGAGUGGCGAUGCUGUGGGUGGAAAAGAAGUCUCUGCUCUUGAGGCAUUGGUUAACCUUUUCCAGCUUCGUGAACAGGCUGCGAGGGAUGCACUCAAAUGUGCAGAAAAUGGCUCUGAUGAUGAAUUAAAACUUACCCAAGAUGGGCUUGGCUGGGUUUGUGGGGAAGACAUUGAUUUGACAAAAACAGAAGAACCAGAUGUUGAUAAGAGUUCACAAGAAGAUUCUGAAAACACUCAACAACAAUCUCUAGAAGACGAGAUUGGUUCAAGUCUUAAAAAAGCUGGCAAACAUAUGGAAGACAGUAUGGUUGCAUCAUAUGUUGCACUUCUUUUGGGCUGUCUAGCAAAAGACAACAACGCUAAUCAGAAUCUCAUUAGACAACUUCUUCCUAUGAAUAAUUUUGAUGUACUUAUCAACACACUAGAGACAUUCUUGAGAUUCAUGAAAUUAACUAGUGGUACAACUGGCCAAGCUAUUGAAAAAAUCAUUCAUGUGUUGAAGAAUUGUUAAGUUGUUCUUGUAAAAGAGUUGUUGUUUGGAAACAU
Molecule: messenger RNA, 2498 nt
Organism: Dendronephthya gigantea
Lineage: Eukaryota; Metazoa; Cnidaria; Anthozoa; Malacalcyonacea; Nephtheidae
Product: wings apart-like protein homolog
Exons: 19
Coding region: 19-2463 (814 amino acids)
Biological process (GO): regulation of chromosome condensation
Source: RefSeq, a predicted model, not a curated record